GAGCCGGGCUCUUCCCAGCGGCAGCAACACCUCACCCCCACAUUCCAGCGUAGGAUGCCGCCCCACAAGGUCGGGCCUGAGGCCCGGGUCAUACAAUUCACCAACUGCCGCAUUCUGCGCGGCCACACGCUUCUCAGCUCUGCACUUUCAGGGAGGACCUGUGGAUUCGAGGAGGCCGAAUCCUGGAUCCAGAGAAGCUUUUCUUUGAGGAGAAGAGAUUAGCUGAUGAGCAGAGGGACUGUAAGGGCCACAUCCUGGCUGCAGGCUUCAUUGAUGUUCAGAUAAAUGGUGGAUUUGGGGUGGACUUCUCCCUGGUCCAUGAAGAUGUAGGUUCAGGGGUUGCUUUGGUUGCCAAGAAUCUCCUGGCUUAUGGGGUUACUUCAUUCUGCCCAACCCUGGUCACCUCACCACCUGAUAUUUAUCGCAAGGUUUUGCAGGGUAUGGAGGAAGAACCAUGGUUUGGGCCAUAGAAGUGUGGCCCCACCAGCCAUGCAGUUCUUCUCCUGGGAGAAGGGAGAAGCUGGGAAAUGUGUCCUUCCUAACAUCAAAGUGAGAAAUGGUAGCUCCCAAGGAGCAGGGAUCCUUGGGGUGCAUUUGGAAGGACCAUUCAUCAGUCAUGAGAAACGGGGGGCACAUCCUGAGUCCCACCUUCGCACCUUUGAGGCUGGUGCAUUCCAGGACUUGCUGAAAACCUAUGGAUCCCUGGACAAUGUUGCCAUAAUCACCCUGGCCCCGGAACUUACACGAAGUCAAGAAGUCAUCAAGGAACUCACUUCCCGAGGCAUCUGUGUGUCUGUAGGUCACUCUGUGUCUCACUUGGGGGAGGCUGAAGCAGCAGUACAGAGUGGAGCCCGUUUUAUCACCCACCUCUUCAAUGCCAUGCUGCCUUUUCAUCAUCGUGAUCCUGGCAUUGUGGGUCUUCUGACCAGUGACAAGAUCCCACCUGGACAGCAGGUUUUCUUCGGGAUGAUUGCAGAUGGGAUCCACACCAACCCUGCAGCCCUGAGGAUUGCAUUCCGUGCCCAUCCCAAAGGGCUCGUGCUGGUUACCGAUGCCAUUCCUGCCCUGGGGUUGGGCAAUGGUCGACACACAUUGGGUCAGCAAGAGAUCGAGGUAGAUGGGCUGACGUGCUGCGUGGCUGGUACCAAGACACUUUGUGGCAGUGUGGCCCCAAUGGAUGCUUGUAUCCGGCAUUUCCUCCAUGCCACAGGUUGCAGUGUGGAGAUGGCACUUGAGGCUGCAACCCUGCACCCAGCCCAGUUGCUAGGGAUAGAAAAAAAAAAAGGAACCUUGGACUUUGGCUCAGAUGCAGACUUCGUGAUCCUUGAUGACUCCCUGAAUGUCAAGGCCACAUAUAUUGCGGGGGAAAUGGUGUGGCAUGACAAGGCUUUCAGUCACUGAUGGGCUGGAUCCAGGAGAAGACUUCUCAGCUCUCAGCUAGAUGUUGCAUCGGCAUUGAAGUUGUCAGCUUCCUUGGGGUGUUAAAUAUCUGAGGGGACAGAAGUUCCUGACUCUUCUAGACCCUGCACUUGGAGGAAUACUGAGCUGAAGUCUUGGACUUGGACGUGGACUCCAUGGGAGGGCUUCUUCUGUAGUCUCCUCCCACUCCCCAGAAUAAAAUGACUAGUCCUUAUCCUGCUGCUACCACUCCUCGUUCCAUGAUAAACCACAAGAGUAUUGAUUGGGACCUUUGAUGAUCAGGCCCUGCCCUUUUAAUCAACAACACAGAUGAACAUGCA
This is a messenger RNA of Dromiciops gliroides (monito del monte), 1739 nucleotides long. RefSeq names its product amidohydrolase domain containing 2 (gene AMDHD2). The coding region runs from base 370 to 1401 and encodes 343 amino acids. The transcript has 13 exons. NCBI's taxonomy places the organism in Eukaryota, Metazoa, Chordata, Mammalia, Microbiotheria, Microbiotheriidae. Gene Ontology annotation, molecular function: N-acetylglucosamine-6-phosphate deacetylase activity. Gene Ontology annotation, biological process: N-acetylglucosamine catabolic process. The record is from RefSeq and is a predicted model, not a curated record.